GUAAUAUAUUGCUCAACCCCUCAAGUCCCCACUCGCAGAGGUAGACGCAACAGCAAACACGGCUGCACCAUCUCCCAACAUCAAAUGGGCCGUUGCGACCGUCUCCCUCGGCAAGCACGCGUCGCACACCCUGGACCGUAAGCUCGCGGCAGCUGCCAAGUUCGGUUUCCAAGGGAUCGAGCUCGUCUACGCCGACCUCAUGGGCUACGCGGCCCAGAACCAGCUGCCCCCCCUACAGGCCGCGGAGCAGAUCGGCGCACUCUGCAAGCAGCUCGGGCUGCAGAUCCUCAGCCUCAACCCGCUCAAGAACUUCGAGGGCAACCUCACCGUCCCGCUUGCCGAGCGCCUCGCGCAAGCCGCGGAGUGGGUCGACCUCGCCGCCGCAGCCGGCGCGCACAGCGUACAGGUGCCGUCGCAGUUCGCGCCGCACUCGACGGGCGACUUCGCGGUCAUCGUCCCCGAGCUGCGCGCGCUCGCGGACCUCGCCGCCGCGCGCGGCGUCGGCGUCGCCUACGAGGCGGUCGCGUUCGCCGCGCACCACGCGACGUGGCAGGACAGCCUGCGCAUCGCGGCCGCCGUCGGGCGCGCGGGCUUCGGCCUCUGCCUCGACUCGUACCACAUCCAUGCGCGCCUGUGGGGCGACCCGUGCGCGGCGGACGGGCGGCGGCCCGGCGGCGAGCGCGCGGUGCGCGACUCGAUGGCGGAGUUCCUCGCGAGCUGCCCGCGCGAGACGGUGCGCUACGUGCAGCUCUCCGACGCGUCGCGGCUGGACCCGCCGCUCACGGACGACUCGCCGCUGUUCGACGGGCUCGAGGUUAGGGACCCGCGCCUCGCGUGGUCGCGGAGCGCGCGGCCGUUCCCGCUCGAGGCGCCCGGGUACCUCCCCGUCGUCGAUAUCGCGCGGACGUGGCUGAUCGACUACGGCUGGGAUCAGUGGGUCUCGCUUGAGGGAUUUCUGGCGGAGACGGAGAGGGAGGAGAACGGCCCCGAGGUCAUGGCUGAGCGAGCCAGGAAGUCGAUCGACGAACUUUAUAAGCGGUUGUGAGGAUCUGGGAAUCCCGUUUGUCUCAUAGAGGGUCAAGAUAUCUAUUCCCGCAUAUGUUGCGUGGUGAUGUAUGUAUGUACAAGCUAGCGAAGCCAUGGGCGCAAUUUACAUGCACUACACAACAUUCCUCAAACGUGCUCCUGCUCGGACUGAGCGGGCUUCUCGUCAAUCGAUGGAGCGUCGUUCCCGGUUUUCGCCGCGCGAUUCUCGUGGACACGAGCCAUGACGGCGCCAUGGGCCUUCCAGGGCUUGAGAUCCGACGCGAACAGCUCCUCCAUGCGCUCGAGCGGGAUCUGCUUCGUCUCAGGCACGACGAA
Messenger RNA from Mycena citricolor, 1362 nucleotides. Lineage: Eukaryota; Fungi; Basidiomycota; Agaricomycetes; Agaricales; Mycenaceae. The record is from the annotation of a GenBank genome assembly.